AGCUGGGUAUCCUUUUGGCGGGUGAAAUUUUGCUGACUCGUAACUCGAAAAUAUCCAUGUUAAGCACAAGUUGAAAUUGUAAUCUUCAAGAUGUCAUCGACCCUAAGUCAGGUGUAUGACUACCUCAAUGAACAGAAGUAUCCCAAGAACACUAACGGAUCUGAAAAGCGAACGCUUCGAAAGCGUACAGAAAAUUUUGUCAUUAAAGAUGGCGUCCUGUAUUAUUGUAUGGGCUGGAAACAAAUGUCGGAGGAGGAAAGAAGCAACGCAAAGUUAAGAGAAGCUAUUCCAUCAGAAGAAAGGAAGAUCAAGAUUGUAUCAACCAUUCACAUGAACGAAUCAGGUGGUGGUGUGCACCUUGGAUAUGUCAAGGUACUGAAGAAGCUAUCCAAGGACUACUAUUGGACAGGCAUGCACCGUGAUGUCCGAAAUAUACUGAAGAUGUGUCAUUCAUGUGCGAUGACACGGGCGAUGGUGCGAGAUGACGACAACAUGGACUCUGGUGAUGAGGAUGUUAACACCAGCCCGACAGAUGCAGCUCUUUUGGGGUCUCAGAGCAGUGUUGGUAAUGGACAGCGCAUGAACUCGAAUAAAAUGAUGGAGAACAUAUUUUGUACGCAAAACGACUUGGAUACAGAUGGAAAACACUUUUGGGACGUGGUUGAACUGGAGAUCAUUGGACCUUUCCCUGUAUCCCCUGAUUCUGAACACUACAACUAUGUGGUUCUAUUGCUGGAUGUAUUCUCUGGUUGGCCUGAAGCAGUAGUGGUGGAGAACACAGACCUCUCAACUCUCACCGCAGCUGUCUUCACACUGAUCUGCAGGUUUGGGGUUAUGUCCGAAGUUGUGUACAAACAAAGCAAAUACUGCCGAGGAUUAAAGCGUGUGUUUGGGGAGCUCCUGGCUGUUGACUGCCCUGUCAAAGUCAAGUUUAGGGAGUGGUCGUACCUGGAAAGCCGAUGGACAGAACUGAGGAAGUCUGUGGAGGAGUUUGUUGUGAAUAUGCCCACGGAAUGGUUCAGAUACAUGGACUUGUGCCUGCUGCCUUACAGAAUAUCACGGGCAGAGGGCUUGGAUUACACCCCUUCCUAUUUGUGCUUAACUAGGGAGCUGAGACUGCCUGUGUGUGUCAACCAUCAGACAUCACAGCAUCAUGUGGAGUUACACCUGACAGAGAACCAGAUUAACAAGUCUAUGGCGAACAUUAAACAGAUUUUCCUGAACACACUGAAGGCCAGUAAGGGGGCCUCGCCAGUGGAUGAGGAUGGGGAGGAGAAUACCUGGGACCCCCUCACCCAGGAGGAUAAGCAGGAUGACAUGACCCCUGCAUCACCUCUGACCCCAGCCACAGACAAGGGCCGAAAACUUAGGCGAACAAAGUCGGGCAGCAGUGUUAACAACUAUGGCAACUUUUAUGAAGCGAUGAAGAACAAUCUGCUAGGCCAUGGCUAUCCCCCAAACUACAGCCUCUGUAUGAAGAGGAGCAUGCGCAAAGUGAAAACUUGCUUCCAGGUUCUGGAUGAUAAGCUGUACUACAAAGGCAGCAAAGGCAUACUGAAGGAGGUUGUCCUGUAUGAUGAGGAUCGCUGGAAGGUGCUACAGCAAUGUCACGUGGACAGCUCAGGCAGACAUUUACAUGUACGAGACACAUACAGCAAGGUGUCUGAACACUACUACUGGAAAGGCAUCUCUCUGGACACUCAAGCCUUCGCUCGUGCCUGCCCUCAAUGUGCAGAGAAUGCAGCCAAACAAAAGCGCACCCCUACAACCUAUUUGGACAGUUCUUGUGUGGAGAGUGGUAGUGUUAAGGACUGGUAUUCAGAUUGUACUAAGGAUUACAUGUCACUGAUGGAGUACCUGUGUAACAAAACCUUACCUGAGGGUCUCACCAACAAAAAGGCUCUUGCAUUCAAGACGAGAGGCAAUAUGUAUUCCUUGGGAGAUGAUGGUAUUCUUUAUUAUAAAGACACUAAUUAUGUGGACAAAUCUGGCAAUCGCUUGAUGCGAAAAGUCAUCUUUACACCUGAGGAUAAAGAAAAGUGCAUCAGAGAGUGUCAUAUAAUUGAAACUACAGGUGAACACAAAACAAAAAGUAACACCCACAGCAGUGUCUCGCUGAAGUACUACUGGCCUAACAUCGCGCAUGAGGUGGCCAGAUUUAUCCAGAGGUGUGAAAUCUGUACUGCACCUCCGUCAGGGGAGACAACUGAAGCAGCCCCUCAUACAAGAGCUUCUGUGACACCAGUGAAAAAGGGGCGUCCACGAACACGAGCCAUUUCUGCUGCAGAGUUGGAGACAGACACAUCCCUAGAGGAAGUUACUCAAAAGAAGCGUAUUAAGUUAGGAGUGGACCAAGAACAGAGGCAGGAACGAUUUGCCAGGCUAUUCAAGGCAAAUCUGGCUGCCAGUGGUAGUAUUGAAGAUGUGCAGUCAGAUCACAGAUACAGCAUCCAGUCACCACACAAGACCACCAUGGACACAAGCCAUGACGGUAUUCAAGAGAGCAUGAGUGAGAUUGCUGGUAAUGAAGUGGAGAUUCAAACAGGUGUGGCAGCUGCCCAACAGUCAGAUAUGGUGGGAGAGUUACUCCCCUUGAAGUCUUCCUCACUGGAGCCAUUGAGUGCUGCUGUAGAGCUUGCACUGGCUGGGGAGAAGGUAGCUGAAGCUGCUGACAGUGCUAAUAACAGUGAGCAGUGCACAUCCCUGAGUGAAACAAACACCCCAGGGACAGAUUCGGUGCCACUGAAUUCCACAACAGAUGGCAAAACAAAGGGAAAAGUUUGCAGAAAGUUCAAGUGUCCUCACUGCGACAUGGUGUUUAGAGGGUCAAUCAAACUUCAGGUUCACCUUAGUUCUCACACCGGGGAAAAGCCGUUCACGUGUAAAGUCUGUGGUGCUAAAGUGCGCACCACCAAGAGUAUCCGGCAGCAUGAGCAGCGUCACCGUGGGGAACUCACUGGCAGACGAUAUUUGUGUGAUGUUUGUGGGAAGGACUUCAAGUCAAAAGUACGACUGAGGAGCCACAAACAAACUGCUCAUAAGAAGUCCUGCGCUUGCCCCUCCUGUCACAAGAUUUUUACAUGUCAAGUCUCCCUGGACAGGCAUAAACAGGUCUGCACUGCAAAAGAGGCACUGGUGUGUAAGAUAUGUGACCGAGUGUGUUCGACUCAGUCAGAGUACCGGGCUCAUGUGCUCAACCAUGCUGGUCUAGAGAUGCGGCAGCAGUUAGAGCGAGUGGGCCCAGGGGAACAGAGUAUGGGAGUGACAGUAGAGGAGACAAUGGCUGCUACCUCAGGUGUGGUGGAGCAGCAGGAGGAGGGGGAGGAGACUGAGGAAGGACUGGUACAGAUAAAGAUAGAGAUCCCUGAAGGUAUGGAGCUGGACACUCAGUACCACAUCCAGGAGACUGUAGCAGGUCAGCAUCAGGACAUCAUCAUUACGCACAGCACGGACACCAAUGCUGACACCGUAUUGACCAGCCAGGGUCAACUGGAAUCCUCGCUCUUGCAGCUAGCGGAGCAGGUUGUACAGCCAGGCCAGGGAGAUAAAGAAAUCAAGUAUCAGAUUCUGUACCCAGACAAUGCUGGACACAUUGUUAUCCUAAAUCAUGAACCCACAGACACUACUCAACAGUAGCACAGUCCUACAUUCUCCUCAGCUAACAGGUUGU
This is a messenger RNA of Liolophura sinensis, 3670 nucleotides long. RefSeq lists its product as uncharacterized. The record is from RefSeq and is a predicted model, not a curated record. Lineage: Eukaryota; Metazoa; Mollusca; Polyplacophora; Chitonida; Chitonidae. The transcript has 14 exons. Bases 91 to 3636 code for a protein of 1181 amino acids. Gene Ontology annotation, molecular function: nucleic acid binding.